GCCAGUCGCAGCAUUCGGGUACAAGUUUUUCACACAGCGUUUUUCUAUACCAUAGUUGAUUUUCAAACUUGGCGUGGAAAGUCCCCAAUUAUUAACCGCUCGCAGUUGCACUAACUUGUUCGUCCGUUGUAUCGGUUGAGAGGGUAAAAAACAUUGUUCGUCGUCUUCAUCGUCGUCGUCAUCCUCGUAUUUGUAGUUUUACUGUUUGUUAUCAGAUUAACUCGUUAUUAUUGUAUUUUUUUCUUUUUCAUCUCUUUAUUUUUAUAAGACAAAUUUCGUGCUUUUAAUACGGUUUUAUUCGAGUUAAAUAUUUUACUCGUAGAUUUUUUUUUCUUUUUACAAAUUAUAAUUCGUGUAAAUCUUCUUGCUUUUUUUCGAAAAUUUUUGGUGAUUGUGUGUGUGUGUGUUUUUUUUUUUUAGUGAAGUACCUAGCUUUAUUUUCAUUUCAUCGUGUAAAUUUUUAUUAUUUUUUUUCUCUUAUAUGGUGUAAUUUUUGUGUUCGGUGCUAUUUUGAACAUCAUGUUGACGUCAUUCGAGACCAUAUUUUCGAGUUAAUAGCUUUAUACGAGUAUCUACAUAAAAUGGCUUCAGCGAGAUGUAGCGAUAUUGUACUCAUUAUUCGAAGUACCUAAUUAAACUCGAAGAAGUCGAAGACAACAACAACAAAAAAAGACUUCGCCGAACAUGAAUACUCUGCAAAGCUCACACACGACAGGAGGAGGAGGCGGUAAAUUGAAAUCAGAGAAUGCGCUCGAGGAACUAGUUUCAAUCACACCAAAUGAACGAAACUGGAGAGGAAUCUGCAUAGCUCUACUGGUGAUAAUCGCCGUACUGGCGUUGAUCUUAUUCUUCAUCGUGUUACUUUCGCCUCCUUACGAAGGCCCAUUCAAUCCCGGAAUAAAGUUUACAAUCGACCACGUCACAGGAAGCGAAUUCAAGAGCUCGCCAUUCAAUGGGACUUGGAUUUCAGAGACGGAAUUCGUGUUUCGAGAUCCGAAUGGCGGAGUGAGCAUUUUCAACGCUAGAAACAACACGGCCAAGAUACUAAUAAAUAAUUCAACUUUUAGAAUGUCAAAUGGAAUAGAUUUCAUGGUAUCGGCCGACUUGAAAUACGUACUGAUAAUCAAAGAUAUUAAAAAAAUUCACACGAACACGAAGAAAGCUAAAUAUCGAAUUCAAGAGGUACACUCGCCAAAUCACAUAUCAUUAACACCUCAUUUAGUGAAAACAGUUCACGAGCACGAAGUACCAUACAUAGAAGAAGUCGCAUGGUCACCUCGAGGCAACGCACUGGCUUUUGUUUACAAACAAAACGUAUUUUAUAAACCAGAAGUCCUUUCGAACACAGUUCUUUAUCAAAUUACGUAUUCCGGGUCAAAUUUCGUUUUCAAUGGCGUACCAGACUGGCUUUAUCAAGAAGAGAUAACGAAAAAGAAAAAAUGCAUGUGGUUUUCACCGGAUGGAAGGUAUCUGGCUUUUGCAACUUUUAACGAUACAAAAGUCAGAGAGUUCAAGUAUCCGGUUUUCAAGACUAAUUACCAGUAUCCAGAAAUAUUCUCUUUAUUUUAUCCUAAAGUUGGUACGAGAAAUCCAGACGCUUACGUAUCUGUGACUGACAUUUCAACAGUAAAAAAUGGUUCAUAUAUCACUCUUCAGAAACCAAAAGCAUUUUUAGACAGCGAGUCGUAUUUGAUAAACGUAGUUUGGAGUGAAACGAAUCAGAUAGCAGUAACGUGGAUGAACAGAGAGCAGACCACAUUCAUAAUAUCAAUUUGCACUGGACCAAAUUGGAAUUGUCAAGAUGCACACGUAGAGACAGCGACAGAAAACAGCUGGGUCGAUCCGAACGUAGACAUGAUGUUUUCGAAAACUGGUAACGGUUUUUUAACCAUAUUAUCGGUACUGGAUGGAACGGCUGGAAAGUUUCCACAAUUAUGCCACAUCGAUAUUUCUACCAAAAUUAUGACGCCGUUAACUCACGGCCAAAUUGUAGUAACCAAUAUUAAAGCUUGGGACCAAAGUAAUCACGUAGUAUACUUCGAAGCUGCUCCAGAAGGUAAACCGACGCAAAGACACGUUUACAACGUAUCCGAUAGUUUAACUUUAACAAACAAAUGGCAUUGUUUGACGUGCCCUGUGAUAGAAGCGACGAAUAAUAUUACGAAUUCAACUUUAGAUAAUUUUAGCACAUUACUUUCAAGAAAUGCCAGCUCUUCUGUAAAAAGUAAAAAUAAUACCGCACCGAAAUGGCCGGUUAGAAGUAAUUCGUGUCGUUACGUGAGAUCGUACUUUCAUCAAUUCAAUCAACCUAUUUCUUAUUAUAUUAUAGACUGCUUAGGACCCGAUGUGCCUAAAACUAUCCUAAUGAACGCAGUUACCGAUACACCUUCAUUAUUGUUGAAUAAUCAGACUGAAUUAGCAGCUAGAUACGCCAAAAUGGCAAAGCCUCAAUUGAAAAUUUUACAAGUCGAAUUGGAUACAGGUUACAUAGCCCAAGUGAAAAUAUUACUGCCGCCCAUUAUGCGAGAGCGUUUAGAGAUGGAGUUUCCUUUCAUUCUUUACGUAGGUUCAUCGCCUGGAAGCCAAGGUGUGACGGAAGAAUGGCUCAUAGACUGGAACACAUAUCUAGUUAGUAAUUUAAAUUUCGUCGUCGGUAUAAUCGAUGCUCGAGGAUCUAGUUGCCAAAGCGACGAAAUGAAGAACGAAAUAAAUAAAAAAUUCGGUAUAGUUGACGUCGAAGAUCAACUAUCGGUGCUAUUAUAUUUACGAGAUACUUUGAAAUACAUUGAUAGAACCAGAAUUGGAGUAUGGGGUAGAGGUUAUGGUGGUUAUGUUACCGGUAGACUCUUAGAACAAGAUAAUGGUACCUUUCAUUGUGGUAUAGCAAUCGCUCCUGUUACCAGUUGGGCCCAUUAUGUAUCUGUAUGGACUGAACGAUUCAUGGGUACUCAAAAUGUAACCGAUAAUUAUCGAGGUUACGAAGAAUCUGAUUUAACAAAGAAGGUCGCUAAUUUCCGCGAUAAGAAAUUUCUCCUUAUACACGGCACUGCCGAUAAAUUAGUUCAUUAUCAACAUAGUAUGCUGUUGGUGCAUUCUUUCUCGAAGCAAGGGAUCCUUUUUAGGCACCUGACCUACCCUGACGAAGACCACGACUUUUCCGGCGCCAAUCACCACGUCAUAAAAGCGAUGGAAACAUUCUGGAACGACUGCUUCGGUCCGAUCGAAUACGAAGACUACGACGAAGGACUAGCGUUCUUGUCAUUCGCUCAAUAGCAAUCACAGGUUCCGCUGUAAACACAAAUUUACACCUAGAGGCGAAUGAAAUGCCAUUUGAACAAAUGAAUUUGUAUUACAGAAAUGCUGCACAGAAGAUGAUAUUCCAGAAGAAGAUGACUGCAGUUGCAAGAGCUUCGUUUAAAAUGUGCAGCAACGUUUUUUCUGGUAAACUUAAAAAACCUCAAAUGUGAUCAUCUAGUCUGACAUACGUAUUAAUUUAAUACUAAUGUUUACUUAAUCAAAUCUCGGUCGAAUUUGCGUACCUAAUAGAUUGUCCGCGAUAUGUUUAAGAAUCGUAAAUUCCAUUUUGUUUAUAUUUUUGUUUUUGUUUUUUUGGUACCUCCUUAAUUCCUCAUAUUGAUUCAAACGUUCGCUGAUUAACUAGUUACCAUUGAAUGAAACUUUGAAUGGUUUCCACUUCCACUACGUAUGAUUAGAUUUAUCCUAUUUUAGCCAAGGACCAAUGCAGAGAUGGACUGGGUAGAAAAUUCUAUUUAAAACGUAAGAAUUAGUUAUCAUUAACAAUAAUGAAUGUUCAGCUGCUUCUCAUUUAUAAAUCUCGAUUCACUUUUUUUCUCAAACAGACACCAAAUUAAAAAAAAAAAAAAAAAAAAGAGGAAGAAGGAAAUUUUUUGAAUGGAUUUUUAACAAAAACCUUUCAAAUCAUCAAAACCGUUUUUUAUAUUUAAUUUUUCAAUUUAAAAAAAAAAACAGGGAAGGAAAACAGUUUUCGAAUGAGUUUUCAACAAAACUUUCCUCAACAUGAGAACCAUUUUUUGAAAAAAAUUUGUGGAAUUUCGUUCCCUAAAAACUUUAUACAAAAGAUAAAUUGACUGGGUCCAUUUUUCAACCCAAUUUGAGAUAUUCAGGAAUCAGGAGUGAAAAAAAAGUAUGUUAAUCAGUUAUUAUAAAGUAUAAAUAGGUACUUACGACGGAAAUGGAAGAACUUAAACUCUUCCAAGUACAUUUUCUUGCUCAGUCUGCCUCUGGACCAAUGUACAGAUACUCACUCAAUCCAAAAAUAACUAGUCAUUACAAGUACCUACAAUGGAUUUUUCACGAUAUCAUGUUUUUCAUUUUUUAGGUUGAUUAAUUUUUUAAUUAUUUUUACGCAUAAAUGUUUGAUAUAAACUCGAUGAUAUAUAUUUUUUUUAAUUGUAGAGAAAUCAUUUGACAACCAGAACAGUUCUCACUCUCAGUAAUUGUUUGAUACCAAUUUACUCCUUAAAUUCGAUUCCUAUGUAGAAAUACGAUGUAAAAUGCUGGUUCUGGGACAAAUUAAGACAUUCCUGUCUCAUUAAAAUUUCAUCAAGAUAAAUUGUUUAUCUACUUUUUUUGACAAUUUAUUCAAAAAUUGAAACUUUUUGACAACUUUUCCAAACAUUGGCACUUUAUUGACAAUUUUUCCAAAUAUUGACACAUUUUUGAUAAUCCUAAAAAUGGACACAAUUUUGAUACUUCUUUCAAAAGUUGGCAAUUUUUAGUACUUUUUAAAAAAUUGACACAAUUUUGACAAUUUAUCCAAAAAUUGAUAGGGUGAGCUACCCUGUUCGCAACCACCAUCCAAUUUGCAACCGAAUUCACUUCACAGUUAAAAAAUAAGACUUUCCGGCUAGAAUUCACCUUUUUUUUUUUUUAAAUGCUACAGUUUGAGAUUCUCUACACAAUGAACCAUUCCUACAUAAUUUAUCUGUGAUUCUCUUAUUUGAUAUUCGUCACUGAAGUUGUGCCUUCCAGGCAUUUGUACAUCUGUGGUGUUUUCUUAAAAGGAAGUGUGAUGGAGGUGAUUUUAAAACUCAGUGAAAAGUAUGAAAAAUGAUGAGAAAUUGAUCCGGUUUUUUUUAUGAUGGUAAGUAGACUGUUUGAGGAACUGUUUAAACUGCUUGGUAUCAAUUAUUUUAUUGAUUUAAUGCUUAUAAUUGAUCACGUUGCAAACCGAGUCCAAAAAACGUGAUUUUCCAGUUUGCAACCACCGGUUGCAAAGUGGCUUAGUGAAUCGAAAUUUAGGUGCCAGUUUGCAACCAACUUAUUUCUUACAAUUCCAGGCUCCAAAAUACAUCAAACACAUUACCAUGUACCUCAGUAUGUUUUUAAAAAUCGGUGAAAUACAUUUAUUUAGUUUAUCAAGAGGUAAUUUGAUUUUUUUCGGAGCCUGAAAUGCUAAAUACAAUGGUUGCAAACUGGAUACCCAACUGGUUGCAAACUGGAAAAUUACGUUUUCUAGAAAGGCUUGAGACAGGAUUAAUUAAAAGCAUAAAUCAAUACCAAGUAGUUUAAACAGUUGCUCAAGCAAUCUACUUACCACCAUAAAAAAAAACGGAUCAAUUUCUCAUCAUUUUCUAAUUGCUUCAAUAGAAAAUAAUUGGUUGCAAACUGGUUAAAUCAAACGUUGCAAACUAGAGUGCUUUGGUUGCAAACUGGUAAUUUUGAGUUUUUUCAAUAUCUUUGUAAUUAAAAAAAAAGUAUUUAACGAAAAAGGCUUAGUAGUAUAUUUUUAGAAACGGAAAACUUCAGGGAAUCGAAAUAUCUAAUUUUUUUCAAAAUUUGCAUUAAUAUACUUCUGUAUAGGCUUGUUAAAAGUUGGCACCUCCUUAACCGGUUGCAAACUGGGUGGCUCACCCUACCUUUUGACAACUUUUCCAAAAGAUUGCACUUUUUAGCAAAUUUUUUAAAAGUUGACACAAUUUUAAUUAUUUUUUCAAAAUUUGACUCUUUUUGACAACCUUUUUAAAAAUUGACACGUUUUGACAAUUUUUUCAAAAGUUGACACUCUUUGACUACUCUUCCAAAAAUUGGCACUUUUUUGACAAUUGUUCCAAAAAUUGACACCAUUUUGAUAAGUUUUCCAAAAAUCAGCUCUUUUUGACAACCUUUCCAAAAAUUGACACUUUUUGACUAAAUACUAUUUCAAAAAUUGGAGUUUUUCUGACAAUUUUUCUAAAAAUUGACACAAUUUUGAUUUUUUUUUAAAGUUGGCACUUUUUAGUACUUUUUAAAAAAUUGACAUAAUUUCAACAAUUUAUCCAAAAAUUGAAACCUUUUGACAACUUUUCCAAAAAAUUGCAAUUUUUAACAAAUUUUCUAUAAAUUGACACAAUUUUGAUUAUUUGUCCAAAAUUUUACUCUUUGUGACAUUCUUUCUAAAAAUUGACACUCUUAGACAAUUUUUUUAAAAGUUGACAAGUUUUGACAGUUUAUUCAGAAUUUGGCACUCUUUGACUAUUCUUCCAAAAAUUUGCACUUUUUUGACAACUGUUCCAAAAGUUGACAGCAAUUUGAUAAGUUUUCCAAAAAUUGCCUCUUUUUGACAACCUUUUCAAAAAUUGACACUUUCUGACUACUUUUUUAAAAAUUGACACGUCUUGACUACUUUUUUUAAAAAGGCACUUUUGGGACAUUUUUUUAAAAAUUGACAUCUUUUUCUCAAUUGCUUAAAAAACUGAUACCAUCUUAACAACUUAUCCAAAAAUUGGCACUUUUAUGACAAGUUUUCUAAAAAUUGACACUAUUUAGACAGUUUUUUCAAAAAUUGACGCUUUUUGACCAUUUUUUGAAUAUUUGAAGCUUUUUGACCGUUUUUUAAAUAUUUGACGCUUUUUGACCAUUUAUCCAAAAACUGACACAUUUGGACAACUUUUCCAAAAAUUGGCAUCAUUUUGACAAUUUAUCCAAAAAUUGACACUUUUUGAUAACUUAUCCAAAAAAGUUGCACUUUUUGAUAACAUUUCAAAAAAUUGCACUUUUUGACUACCUACUCGUAGGUCAAAUUUAGCAAAAAAAAAAUAAUAAGGAAAAAACAGAACUUUAUCAGCAAGUUUGGCAAAAAGCAGGACUUCUCUUGGGCAAUUUUGGCACAAAAGGAAGACAUGUUAUAUAGAUAAGGCGAAAAUUGAUUGUCUUUAAAUACAUAUUCAUGAUGGGGGGGGGGGGUGCAAAAAAUUGUGGACUUAUAACUUGCGGGCAUUAGCGUGCCCCCAAAAAAGAAGUGACAAGAAAAGGCUUAUGUAUGACAUAAAAAUUGAACUUGUUUACCUUUAAAAAAAAUAUUUUUACACAAAAUGUGAAAAUUUUUUGGAGAAUUAUCUCAUAUUUCAAUUUUUUUUCUUUUUUCAAGAACUUUAUUUUUCAUCACUUUAUCUUUCUAACGAAAUUCAAUAGGGUCACAAUUGAUCAACUUUUUAAGAUAUCAAAUUUUAUCAGGUCAGAGUUUUGAUCAAAGUAGAUCGCUGAUCAGAUCCAAAUCAUUUUCUCCAAAGAAAGGUUCUGAACAGAUCCAUCAUUUUUUCAGAUUAAUUCGGUUUGAUUCGAUUCUUGAUCAGGCACCAAAAUGAUAAUUUUUUUUCUCGAACAAAAUAACAUUCAACAUGCAAAUGUUUUUUAAGCAUUCUCUUUUUUUACUUAUACUUACCAAUUUCAUCUUACCUACCUACUUUAUACCUACUUAUGUACCUGUGUACUUUCCUACCUAACACUUGUUUUUCCAUUUCAAUAGAUAGAUAAUCAUUACGAUACUUAUUACCUUCAUUUUAAUUAUUAUUUUUAAAAAAUAAUAAAUACCUACACAAGAACACCACAUUUAAUCCCUUUAUUGUAAAUUGAAAAUUUUGAAAUUACUACGAAAAAAAGCUAAAAUUUAGUAAUUUUUACUCGUAUUACUAAUUUCAUAUCAAACCAGCGUGUAAAUUUUUUUGAAAAUGUUUUUAAAAUCGGGUUACCUACUUUGAUUUUUUAUUUACGUAUUUAUUUUUUGCCUCGAAUUAUGUAUUAUUAUUGCAACUACAGCAUAUUUUGCGAGUUCAAUUUGUGUUCUGUGAUUACCUCCACAUUUAUACAAAGUUGAAGUUAUUUGAAUUAAUAACGAAUUCAAAAUGCUAGUCUUUAAUUUACCUUUAUUUUACGUUUAUAGCUUCAUCUUGCUCAUUAUUGUUUUAUUUACUUAUUUGUACCUAUUUUAUUUUCAUCUUCAAUGUACAUUCGUUAUUAUUUUACCUACUAUUCUUCUUCCUAAUUUCGUUAUCAUUUUUUUACGAUCUUAUACUCUUGAAGCAUGAUUUUGUUUCUUUUUAUUGAAUCAACAAAUAAAUAAAACAAAAAACAAUUAACAUAACAGUUGAAUGAAUUGAAAAGACGUAAUAUGCGAGUAAAGUAGUUACCUACUUAUAAAGAAACGCAGCAAAAUUUUCAUCGUUUAAUCGCGAAUGUCAAAAUCACGUAAGAAUUUAUCUGGGUUCGUCGUCAUUGUUCAUGAUUUGUAAAAAAUAAAUAAAAAUAAAAUGAAAUAAAAAUUCGCUAAAAAAUGAAAAAAUUUAGUUACUAUUUUUUGUUGUUUUUAUUCGUAUUUUUAUAUCCAGUACGUGUGUUUAUGAUUUUUUAAAAGAGUCAUAACUGAUAAUUUUUUUCCCAUUUUUUGAAAUGACUCGAUGUAGUAUAAUUAGACAGAAGAAAUGCAAAAAGGUUUUUAAUUUUACCUAUUUUAUAUACCUAAUAUUGUACGUGUAAAUUAUGUAUGUUUUUUGGUGUCCUUUUUUUUUCUGUGUUACGUGUGGCUAUUGUUAUUUUAUUUGUUAUACAUAAAUUUGUGUGUUUAUUUGUUGUAAUUAAAAAUUGUGUGUUGAUGCGAA
Molecule: messenger RNA, 8897 nt
Organism: Planococcus citri (citrus mealybug)
Lineage: Eukaryota; Metazoa; Arthropoda; Insecta; Hemiptera; Pseudococcidae
Product: inactive dipeptidyl peptidase 10-like
Exons: 19
Coding region: 685-3273 (862 amino acids)
Biological process (GO): proteolysis
Cellular component (GO): plasma membrane
Molecular function (GO): serine-type peptidase activity
Source: RefSeq, a predicted model, not a curated record